Molecule: messenger RNA, 855 nt
Organism: Thermothelomyces thermophilus ATCC 42464
Lineage: Eukaryota; Fungi; Ascomycota; Sordariomycetes; Sordariales; Chaetomiaceae
Exons: 3
Coding region: 107-682 (191 amino acids)
Cellular component (GO): endoplasmic reticulum
Source: RefSeq, a predicted model, not a curated record
GUCGCCUCCGCGAGUACAUCAGGAUACACCACUGCCAUUUCAACUGCGCGAGAUUGAUUCUCCGGCUAAACCGUACAAUUACGGCCAAAAAUAAAAAUAAAAUAAAAUGGCGACUUACACCAAGACGUGGAGGAACAAGGUGUGGAUCGGGUGGUUCCUGAUGCAACUCCCGAUCAUUCUCUUUGUCGACCUGCUCGACUACAUCUGGCCCGCCUCCCUGUACCAACCGGCCGGCUCGCCGCUGCACGCGGCGUACGAGCUGAAGGAGUGGUACGUGCAAAAGUACAACGACCCGAUCGUGCAGUGGUCGGCCGAGACGGCGUCGGGCCACGACAGCUGGAUGGGCCUCUUCAUGCACCUCGAGGCCUUCUUCCUGCUGCCCACCGUGCUGUACGGCCUCUACCGCCUGGCCCUCUCGCGGCGGCGCGGCACCUCGGCCGCCGACGAGCUGCUCCUGCUCGUCUACGCCCUCGAGGUCGCCUUCACCACCCUCAUCUGCAUCUACGACGUCUCGUUCCUGGACGAGGCCGCCUACCCGCCCGCCAUCAAGCGCGAGAUGCAGUUCCAGCUUUACGGCCCGUGGUUCGUCGUGCCGGCUCUCGGGGCGAUCGAUAUGGCGAGCCGAAUCCUCGGCCGCGUCAAAGCGGCGGAUGCUGUCUUGGCUGCCAAGCAGUCGCAGUAGGAGGCAAAUCUAAUUAAUUCUCACGGAAAGACGGGCAAGGUCGAGCUCUGCCAAGCCCUUCUUUCUUUGCCUGUGAUUUCGAGAGACAUGACAUGACGGCAGGACUACGCAUUUCCAUAAACAAGCUUCGUUCGGUAGCCAGCAAUAAAAGUCAUUGUCGGAACCCCAACGCC